GUGUACUGCCCCACAACUGAGUAUUUGGAAAAAUAUCCUACAUAUGGCAGUGUUCUUCCGGCUCAGAGUCUUAAACCCAAGCAAGAAUUUCGAGGAUACCGUGCUAAAAUGGAAGGAAUAACAACGUUUAAAAUUUUAUAAGAUUUUGAGCCAAACUGACAACAAUUGCCGGGAAGCAAGAUCUCAAAUGCUGCUUCGCUACUUCUGUGUCGAAAGUCGCAUUGGGUUUGGAGGUAUACUUUCCUACACUUUGCCUGACUAGAGAAACCUGGACGUCUAAGCUUGCUCUCUGUCCUCUCCCUGGUCCUUCCACUCCCCAUACGUGUUCUAGCCUGUUCCUUUCUACCUGCUACUUGGGAAGAGCAAAGAACAACUCAGAUGUCUUGAGAAGCAGAGGUCAGAUUAUCGUCCUUAUGAAAUAACCCCACAGCCUCGCCAUGUACCGGAAAAAUAUAAACCGAAACAGGGGGACAUGGACCUUGGCACUACCUACAAACGGGAUUUUAAUCCUCAUAAAACGCAGCCUGUGGCAAUCGUCCGACCUUUGGAGAGACAACGAGUUAAAAAAGGGAAACUGGACACUGUCCCAACCUAUAAAGAUGAUUAUAGGGCUUGGGACGUUCCGAAAAGUGAACUGUAUAAACCAGAACAAAGUUACUAUCCCCCUACCGUGAAAUUUGGAAAUUCAACUACAUUUCAGGAUGACUUUGUUCCUCAGAAGAUACAGCCGAGGCAAAGCUUCAAACCCAGCUCCGUGGUGGAACGUUCCCCAGUCCCUUUUCACGCCGACACAAGCCACCGCCUCGAUUAUGUGCCUCACCAGCUAGAUUCCAAGUCCCCACGGCCCAAAGAAGUCUACAGGCCGGCCGAGCAGCCCUUCGACGACCUCACCACACACCGACGUGACUUCCAGGGUCUUGCUGGUGAAAGCACAAAGAGCUGCAGGCCCACCGACGCCGGGGUGACCCGCCACGCUCGGUUUGAAGGAAGCACUGAGUUCCGCGACAGCUUUCAGCCCUGGGAGAUCCCACCGCCCAGGGCCCGGGAAGUGCAUGCGCACAUCCCCCCCACAGGGACCAUGCAGCUGCACAGCACCAGCCACCUGGACUACGUUCCCUAUCAGGCCAGACGCGUCGUCCCUGUCAGGCCCAUUUCUCACCGAAGAAUCGACCACCUUCCUUUCCAAGGGAAAAGCACCACGAAGGAAGAUUUUCCGGCUUGGGAGAGUUGUCGUCCGGGGCCCAUUAAAAAGCAACCGCAGAUCCCCAACCCGUCUGGAAAAUUCGAUGGUCUGAGCACGUUCCGGUGCCACUACGUACCACACGCACCGAUCCCCACGGAGAGCUGCAAGCCCUCACAGGCUCCUUUCCGGAGCACUGGCCCGCUCGACGCCGUAACCACGUACGCUGUGGAGUUCGCGCCGAAGCAGCAGGAAGUCUGCCCGGCCAGCUAUGCUUGCCCGCCGGGUCACGUCUUUGAAAACACAAAUUCCCAAGGUCACAAAUUCUUCCGCGAGAUCGUGCCUGCAGCCAAGGCCUUCUAACCAGCACCUCACGCUGGCUUUCCAAGGGCGAAACCAAUUGCUUAUAGGAGGAAAAAAAUUAUGAGAUCUAAAACAAAUCGUGUUAAAAUUUUUAAUCAAGGAAAUUGGAAAACUUGUUAUAGGGGAUCAUGUUCUUCAAAUCCAUUUUGCAUCGCUAUGCUAACCAAGAUGGCUCUUUAAUACGCAUUUCUAGAAGCUGAAUAGUGUACGUUCCCACUGGAACCCUUUUAAUCUCCAACGUACCGUUCGGUAGCUUGCCUCCAACCUACCACCAUUCAAACCUGUGUGCAUGACGAUGGCCCCUGUACCGUGAGUCACGAACCAGUCGCCAUUUACCAAGCGUGCUAGAGCCGUCUACGCAGCACCGAAAAUGACACAGGGACCCGUCCUCCAAGGCAGCAGCGAUCCUUUCCCUCAGCCUGCAAGGCCCCUGCAGUGGCCGCCAAGUUGGGUUUUGGGGGAAGGCGGCCACACAGCUCCUCACGUGCUCGAGCGGGGAACAGCCACUGCGCCGUGUGGCACGGAGAGGCUCCGCAGGCCGGGAAUCCAGGGAUCUGGGUCCAAGUUCCAGCGACAUCGGUUUGUACUAGUGCCACCCCGUGCGGGUGACUCAUGUCGGGGUCUCAGCGUCUUCAUCUGUACGAGGGUGUCCGCCCUGCCUACCUCGUGAACAGUGCGCCUCGCACAUGAGCUCACGUGACACGUUCACCACCACCCAAAAGGUCAAAGUGCUAAACACAUGUCAGGGACUGUCAAGAAUUCACUUCCUACCUCUCGUCCCCGCUUUUCCCUUCUUCUAAUCAGGGUAUUCACCUACUCAGUGAUCGCUUCUGGCCUUAGCAAGGGUUGCAAAAGAAACUGAUUUGCUUCGAGCUUACGAGUAGGAUGACUUCGGAGACGUCGUGCCCGAUUAAGCGUCACCAGCACCUGUUACAGAGGGUGGAGAACUGGGACUGGGGGGGAAAUCGCACAUUUUGAACGACGUUCUUUCCAGACGGGAAAUAAUGAGUCGUUUUAGGAAUGACUGAGGGCUCUGAAGAAACCUCCCAGGUGACCUCGGGUAACUGUGCACCUGAUCGCCACGCCCAGAGUCACGAUUCAGGAGCCCGGGGCCCAGGUGGGGGCAUAACGAUGCCCUCCUCAUCCCCUCAUCCCCAUGAAACAGAGAGAACAAACUGCAUCUACAGGUGCUGAACCUUUCCUAAUGAAUUGUGUGCUGUUUUCCCUUUGAUAAAUGAUUGCAUCAUGGGAGAACGUGAUUUAUCAAAAAGUUUAGUCUUCUGUAGUUUUAGAUUUGUUUCAAACUGUACACUGAAUUGAGAAUAAGUCCAUUUAGAUAACAUAUUUUUAAUUAUUUGAAAGUAGUUUGUUUUUAUUUACAUUUGUAUUUAUCAGCGAAAAUCAUGUAGGAUUUUAUAUGUCUAUGCGACAUUAAUAAAGCAUUGAUAAAAGGAA
This is a messenger RNA of Pteropus alecto (black flying fox), 2998 nucleotides long. RefSeq names its product stabilizer of axonemal microtubules 2. The transcript has 4 exons. The record is from RefSeq and is a predicted model, not a curated record. Gene Ontology annotation, molecular function: microtubule binding. Lineage: Eukaryota; Metazoa; Chordata; Mammalia; Chiroptera; Pteropodidae. Gene Ontology annotation, biological process: microtubule anchoring. The coding region runs from base 473 to 1543 and encodes 356 amino acids. Gene Ontology annotation, cellular component: axonemal microtubule; cytoskeleton; sperm flagellum.